Messenger RNA from Branchiostoma belcheri (Belcher's lancelet), 2699 nucleotides. Its product is annotated as cartilage oligomeric matrix protein-like. The transcript has 19 exons. The record is from RefSeq and is a predicted model, not a curated record. The coding region runs from base 1 to 2439 and encodes 812 amino acids. Gene Ontology annotation, cellular component: extracellular region. Gene Ontology annotation, molecular function: calcium ion binding. NCBI's taxonomy places the organism in Eukaryota, Metazoa, Chordata, Leptocardii, Amphioxiformes, Branchiostomatidae. Gene Ontology annotation, biological process: cell adhesion.
AUGUCCACACCGCCAAACUCACCGUGCAGUGAAGAUUACGACCCUCCCCUGAACGGCGGUAAAGCCUGCUCAGUGACGGAUGACACGACAGGAGCCAUGUUCUGUACUGUGUACUGUCGGGACGACAAGGAGUUCGCAGUAAGACCUGCCGAUGUCUACACGUGCCGGGCUGAUGGGGGCUGGUUCGCUGACUCUCAUCCUGUGGUUGGUCAGAAUAGUCCCUGGCCAGACUGCACAGGAAGGUAUCGUCCAGGACGCCCCCACAUGUUAGGAUCAGUCCAUUACUUCUCCAACACUGACUGUCUGACCAGUAUGGGUGAAAUCAUCUCCAACUUCCAACAGCUCUUCAGUCAGCUGCCGUCCUUUCAACCUGGUGGCUCUAUCACUAUCGAGCUUCAGAACGUUGAAGUGGAAUGUGGAGGGACAUCAAAACAAACCGAUGGAAUUAGAGGGCGGAACUUCGUCUCAAAACCUUAUAGAUCUGCAAACGGCUUCAUGGUAAGGUUCAAGGUAGUUGCCAGCAGCUCUCUGCAACCGGAUGUUACACAGACUGAGCAAUCUAAUCUAGUAUUUGCUCUCGACGAUAUUUAUUUUGAUAUCGAUGAAAAAGUUGGAAACCAGCAAUUUUACUUGAACAUCAACGGACAACAGGCCUCGGCCGACACAUUUGACAUCGGGUUUGCGGAGUUCGACCUCAACUGCACCCAGGGGCAACUGAGUUUUCAAGACAGCUUCGAGGCGUAUUGUCUUGACUGUCCCCCCGGCACGUUCCAUGACCUGACUACGGACACCUGUGAGUACUGCCCUGUUGGUGAGUACCAGGACCAGCCGGUACACACGGACUGUAAACAAUGUCCUCACAACACCUGGUCCGUGUUUCCUGGAGCAAAGGAGGAGGCUCAAUGCAUGUCAGUUUGCUUCGGCAAGGACGAUCUGUGCUCCAGCUGUACCCACGUCAAUGGACAACUGAUGUGCAAGUGUGAUGUUGGCUGGGCGGGGUCCCAGGACGGACUUACAUGUGGAGUUGAUGGAGAUCAAGACGGUUAUCCAGAUUUACAGCUGCCCUGCAACGACACCAGGUGUAACAAGGACAACUGCCCAGGUGUCCCUAACAGUGGUCAGGACGACAGAGACGGAGACGAAAUGGGAGACGUAUGUGACAAUGAUAUGGACAACGAUGGGUUACUUAAUAUCGAGGACAAUUGCCCGCUGCUAUUGACCAUGGACCAUACGGACAGUGACGGUGAUGGAGUGGGUGACGUGUGUGACAACUGUCCCACGGACAUCAACACUGACCAACGGGACACAGACGGGGACGGUGUGGGGGAUGUGUGCGACAGUGAUGCCGAUAGUGACGGGCUUCUUGACCACGAGGACAACUGCCCGUUUGUAGCUAACGUUCAGCAGGAAGAUUCUGACGGAGAUGGGAUCGGAGAUGUCUGUGACAACUGCCCAACGGUCGCAAAUGUCAAUCAGUUUGACCUCGAUGAAAAUGCCGUCGGCGAUGCCUGUACGGACAACGCCGACAGCGAUGCAGACGGGAUCCCGAACUCCUUUGACAACUGCCCUGACAUCCCCAACAGUCAACAACUGGAUACGGACAAGGACGGAGCAGGAGACCUUUGUGACGAUGAUGAUGAUGACGACACAAUACUGGAUGACGUAGACAACUGUCGUCUCGUUCCCAGUCUGGAUAAUAGAGACUUUGACGGAGACGGAGUAGGUGAUGUCUGUACCGGUGAUUUUGACAUGGACGGCGUGCCUGACGCUGAUGACGUGUGUCCUGAGAGUGGGGUCAUCGCCCGUACGGACUUCAGGAACUACCAAACCGUCAACCUGGCAGGCAGCACUGACAACCUUCCGGUUUGGGAGUUCCUUAAUGAGGGAAGUGACAUAAUCCAGAAGGUGAACAGUGGCCCAGGCCUUGUACUAGGUUCUGACUACUUCGGUAACUUGGACUACCGUGGAACCUUCUUUGUGAACACCCAGAUUGAUGACGACUUUGUGGGUUUCGUCUUCAGCUAUCAGAGCAACUCUCGGUUCUACCUGAUGUCCUGGAAACAGGCAGGGGACAGCAGCGGAGGACAGGCGGGGGUACAGCUGAAGUUGGUGAACUCCGUGACCGGACCCGGUCAAGCCCUGUCUCUUGCUCUUUGGAAGAGUGUGGAGGUUCCGGGACAGACCAAGCUUCUGUGGGAGGAUCCCAGCAAAGUGGGCUGGAGCUACAACACCGCCUACCGCUGGGAGCUGAAACACCGGGUGGACAUCGGAAUCAUCAGGUUCCGGCUGUACUCCGGCAGUCUCCUUGUGGUGGACUCCGGUGACGUUCUGGACGCCUCUCUCCGCGGAGGCCGCCUGGGGGUGUACUGUUACUCCCAGGAGAACGUCAUCUGGUCUGACCUCGUCACCAAGUGCGAUGGCAUCAGUACAGCCGCCUAAUUGGAGACAAACAUCCUAACAGGACUACUGAAGCUCGAUCGAGGCUGUGACUUUUAUCAGCUUUGCCAACAGGCAAUUCAAAUUGACUCGUCAUCUUCAUCAUCAUCUUGUCAAAUUGACACACUUCACCAGAAAGGCUAAUUAUUGCGUAUAAAUAGUAUUCUCAUUAACCCAAUAUCAGAAAACAUAUACUAAUAAAGUACAAAAAAACAUAUUCAAAAUACCUGACUGUGUCAAACGUUAUAUACGCUAUCAUUCCA